AUGAAGGCCGCCUACGCCAUCGCCCUUCUGGGUGCUACUCUAGCUUCUGCCCAGUUCACCAACCAGACCAAACCCUUCUGGCUCAAGUUCACCCCUUGCACCGGUGGCUCCGGCGAGACCUACCUCACCUCGUGCCACUCCGGCGCCGGCCAAGCUGGUCUUUGCCCCGAGACCACGGAGCCCGUCCAGGAAGCCAAUCGCCCCACGACUCACACAAACUACUUCCUCAACGAGACCCAGUCCGACUUCAACGGUCACCUCCUCGGUGCCCUGACCUGGAACCAGCCCAUCGGCAACGGCGACCCUAUCUCCUCCGGUAUGAUGCUCAACCUGCAAAUCGUUAGCAACGGUGCCAUCCCCAUCUUCUCCCCAGGAAACACUGCCCUCUUCACCCUCGGCUUUGACGAGAACGAGAAGCUCUUCAUCUACUCCCGCGCGGACGACUCCAAGGCCGUUGCUGGCUCGCAAGCUCCCUAUGGCGACGAGGCGUACUACCGCUGGCACGUCUGCUACACUUUUGUCGGCAACUACUACUACCGCUCUCUCGUCUGGAUCACCGCCGGCCCGGCUUCCAACCCUACUUGCGAGGCUGUUGAUGUCUAUCGCGAGUGGGCUUAA
Messenger RNA from Colletotrichum fioriniae, 618 nucleotides. RefSeq lists its product as uncharacterized. Lineage: Eukaryota; Fungi; Ascomycota; Sordariomycetes; Glomerellales; Glomerellaceae. The record is from RefSeq and is a predicted model, not a curated record.